Dibothriocephalus latus is the source of this 813-nucleotide messenger RNA. The record is from the annotation of a GenBank genome assembly. NCBI's taxonomy places the organism in Eukaryota, Metazoa, Platyhelminthes, Cestoda, Diphyllobothriidea, Diphyllobothriidae.
UUCCUGGUCAGCCCUCACUCCUCUUCGGCCCGUUCCUUUACGUGUCUCUUCACGACAACCGGCUGCGCUGCUUACAUCUCGUCAGAUAAUUUCGUCUUGUAUAUUUACGCCGAACUCAUCUUCUCUUGCAUUCAGUCGGGCAGUAUGCAACCGGAGGGCCUUGAACACCCCUAUACUCGCUUCCUAGCCGGGAUUUACAACCGGCGAUAUUACAAACGCCUAUUUGAGGAAGUCCUCAUCGGACUUUCUAGACUGUGUCUAAAUGACCUCAUCUCAACCGACGAGGCCUGCGGUAUGCCGCCGUCGCAGCUGCCGCCGCCGACAGACAGACCCACCGUUGUUGGUACGUCAAAAAAACUAAAAUUGACCUACCGCCACAAGAAAAAGAAGGUGGGUCUUGACAAAUUUGGGCAUGUAAUCGAGCUCUGCGCUGCACCCCUGGAAAGGGGUCUCUGUCUGCUGCAGCUGCAUUUUACGGAAGCCGGUUUCUACGCGGAGCGUGUGACCCCUUCCUGCCUGCUAGCAAAGUUCCGCUCCUGCACGGAGGCUAGGCGUGCGCUGAAGCUACUGGCAGAGGAGUUUGCGCGUUCCUUUUCGGAGGCUACGGAUGUGGCCAAAGCCCACAUACUAAAAUAUCCCGUAGAAUGGGCUCGCGUGUUCAAGCCGAAGCCCCAAUCGGACGGCAGCGCCGAUUCUGACAAAAAUGGUCAACCGCCGGACCGAUCAGCUAUGCCAAACGAUCGUUUGCUGUCAUCCUCGCCACUUCCUUAUCCCUCUCUGUCUCUCACCUCUGGUGCUCUUAACUUUGAGUAG